This is a messenger RNA of Melanotaenia boesemani (Boeseman's rainbowfish), 5572 nucleotides long. It is a transcript of the gene polr1a, whose product is annotated as RNA polymerase I subunit A. Gene Ontology annotation, biological process: DNA-templated transcription. Gene Ontology annotation, molecular function: DNA-directed RNA polymerase activity; DNA binding. The record is from RefSeq and is a predicted model, not a curated record. Lineage: Eukaryota; Metazoa; Chordata; Actinopteri; Atheriniformes; Melanotaeniidae. The coding region runs from base 93 to 5231 and encodes 1712 amino acids. The transcript is spliced from 36 exons. Gene Ontology annotation, cellular component: RNA polymerase I complex.
UUACAGUAGCAAUCAGACGCAUGUGCUUCCACUCUGCGCCAUGAAUUUAUAUCUAUAACGCACACACAAAAAAUUCUUUAUAUUUUUCAAAAAUGUUAUUUGGAAAAGAAGUGCCAUGGCGGCGUUUAGAGGGCAUGUCGUUUGGCAUGUACUCCGCCGAAGAAAUAAGGAAGCUGAGUGUGAAGUCUGUCACUAACUCCAGGUUCCUUGAUGCUGUUGGAAAUGUGGCCCCAAACGGUCUGUAUGAUCUGGCCCUUGGGCCAGCGGACAUCAAAGAGGUUUGUUCAACCUGCUGUCAGGAUUUCAACAACUGUCCAGGACACCUUGGACACAUCGAGCUUCCUCUACCUGUCUACAACCCACUUUUCUUCGACAAACUGUACCUGCUGAUCCGUGGUUCGUGUUUGGCGUGUCACAUGUUGACGUGCCCUCGAUCUGCCAUCCACCUACUGCUGAACCAGCUGAAGUUAGUGGACCACGGGGCCUUGCAGGAGGUCUACAAAGUCGAAGAGGUUCUUUACCAGCACCUGGAGGAGAACCCCAAAGCCACGGGAGAUGAGAUCGAGCGGGUUUUGAAGGAGUUCACAGAUGGAGAAGUUGGCGUAAACCCUGAAGGUUCAGAGAGCUCCAGACCUAUUAAACAUCUGGUGGAGAAGAAGAGCAGCCUGAUCAAUGACUUCUGGAAGAUCCAAAUGAAAACAAGGAAGUGUCCUCACUGCGGGAGCGGCAGAGCUACGGUGCGCCGAGAGCACAACAGUAAGCUGAUCGUCACCAUGCCGACCGGAGGGGCUCAAACAGCCGGUGACACUGCUGAGGAAGCGAUGGCUGGAAAGAGAGUGUACUUCACUGCCAGUACAGCCAGAGAGCACGUCAGCAGAACAUGGGAGAAGGAAGGUUUCUUCCUAAAGUGUCUUUUUCCGGGACUGGAGGAGGCAGCGAGCGGUUUAUAUCCUGAGCUCUUCUUCCUCGAGCUGCUGGUGGUUCCACCGUGCAGGUAUCGUCCAAUCAAUCGCCUGGGCGACCAGAUGUUUACCAACGGUCAGACCGUCAACAUGCAGGCUGUGAUGAAGGACUGCGGAGUCAUCAGAAAGCUGUUGGCCAUCAUCGCUGGGGAGAAGAACUCGGAGGAGACAGAGGUGAGCUGGCAGGCUACUGCUGACAUUAUCAUCCUGUACACACAGGAAGUGAAUGUCCCAACUUCCUGUUCUGGCUCUGUUCAGGCUGUAGAGCAAACAGACCAGACUUUCCUGGCUGGAAUCGCCGGACAGACGUUAACAGACAAACUUUACAACAUGUGGGUCCGCCUGCAGAGCCACGUUAACAUCGUCUUUGACAGCGACAUGGACAAGCUGAUGAUGGACAAAUACCCAGGAGUCAGACAGAUCCUGGAGAAGAAGGAUGGAUUGUUCCGGAAACACAUGAUGGGCAAACGAGUGGACUUUGCUGCACGAUCUGUCAUUUGUCCCGACAUGUACAUCGGAACCAACGAGAUAGGAAUACCAAUGGUUUUUGCCACCAAGCUGACCUACCCUCAACCAGUCACGCCGUGGAACGUGAAGGAGCUUCGCCAGGCCGUUCUUAACGGGCCCAACAUCCAUCCCGGUGCCUCCAUGGUGAUAAACGAGGAUGGCAGGAAAACCAUCCUGUCAGCCACCAACCAGGCGCAGAGGGAGGCGGUUGCCAAGCAACUACUGACGCCCUGUCCAGGCCCACAUAAGAUGGCCAUGAAGAUCGUGAAUCGUCACAUAAAGAACGGAGAUGUUUUGUUGCUCAACAGGCAGCCAACUCUGCACAGGCCCUCCAUACAAGCUCACUGCGCUCGCAUCCUGCCAGGGGAGAAGGUCUUGAGGCUCCACUACGCCAACUGCAAGGCGUACAACGCUGACUUUGACGGAGACGAGAUGAACGCCCACUUCCCUCAGAGCGAGCUGGGCAGAGCGGAGGCCUACACGUUGGUCAGCACUAACCAGCAGUACCUUGUCCCCAAGGAUGGUAAACCUUUAGCAGGCCUGAUCCAGGACCACAUGGUGUCAGGAACGAGGAUGACGAUACGAGGCUGCUUCUUCACCAGAGACCAGUACACCGAGCUGGUGUACAGAGGGCUGACCGACAAACCGGGCAGAGUGAAGCUGCUGCCUCCGGCCAUCGUCAAACCGCAGCAUCUGUGGACGGGAAAGCAGGUGGUGUCCACGCUGCUGCUGAAUGUAAUCCCAGAGAAAGCUGUGCCUCUAAACCUGGUGGGAAAAUCAAAAAUCCCCAGCAAGGCGUGGAUCCAGCUGCCACCUCGAGCUGCUCCCGGAUACAAACCCGACAGCAUGUGUGACUCGCAGGUGGUGAUCCGUCAGGGGGAGCUGCUGGUGGGGGUUUUGGACAAGGCUCACUACGGCUCCUCGGCUUACGGUUUGGUCCACUGCUGCUACGAGCUGUACGGAGGAGAGACCAGCGGGAAGCUGCUCAGCUGUCUGGCUCGACUCUUCACCGCUUACCUGCAGCUGUACCGAGGCUUCACUCUGGGUGUGGAGGACAUCCUGGUGAAACCAGGCGCCAACAUGCGGAGAACAAAGAUCAUUGAAGAAUCACUGACGAUUGGCACCAAAGCCCUCCAGGCUGCCUUCAACCUGCCACCUGACGUGGACCAAGCUGAAGCUCACAGUCGAUGGCAGGACGCUCAUCUCAACCCCGACCAGAGAGACUUCACCAUGGCCGACCACAAGUUCAAAGAAGUGGCCAACCAAGUCAACAAUGAGAUUAACAAGGUGUGCAUGCCCAUCGGAUUACAUACAUCGUUUCCGGACAACAACCUCCAACUCAUGGUCCAAUCAGGAGCCAAAGGAUCAACGGUGAACACCAUGCAGAUCUCGUGUCUACUCGGCCAGAUCGAGUUGGAGGGCCGCAGGCCUCCACUGAUGGCUUCUGGGAAAUUCCUCCCAUGCUUCCAGCCGUAUGACCCCUCCCCCGGUGCCGGAGGCUUUGUUUCGGGAAGGUUUCUAACCGGCAUCAAACCACAGGAGUUUUUCUUCCACUGCAUGGCUGGUAGAGAAGGACUGGUCGACACAGCUGUAAAAACCUCCAGAUCAGGAUAUCUGCAGAGAUGUAUUAUAAAGCAUCUGGAGGGUCUGGUGGUGCAGUAUGAUCUGACCGUGAGGGACAGCGAUGGCUCUGUGGUUCAGUUCCUGUACGGUGAGGAUGGCCUAGACAUCCCGAAGACCCAGUUUCUGCAGCCAAGACAGUUUCCCUUCAUAGAAGAAAACUACGAGGUCAUCAGGAGGUCUCAGGGUCUGGACAGCGUUCUGGCUCAUAUGGACCCUCAGACUGCCAGUCAGCACUUUGCAGCCAUCCAGCGCUGGAAAUCAAAGAGAGGGAUGGCGUGUCCGCGGAAAGGAGCAUUCCUGCUGUUUUCCCAGAAGAAGUUGGCUAAACUAAAACAGACCGUGCAUGGAGCAGAGGCUAUUAACAACAGAGAUCCUGCUGUACAGGAGCUUGUGAAGCAGUGGCAGUCUCUGGAUGAAGCUAGCAGAAUAAAAUACUUGAGGAAAUCCUCCCGCUGCCCUGAGCCUUCACUGGGCCUGUUCAGGCCCGAUGUCUGCUUCGGCUCAGUCUCCGAGAACUUUCACAGCAUCACAGAGAAGUACCUGCAGAACAGAAGCAGCAUGAAUCAAGACGGCGUGGACGACAGCAGCCUCCGGCAGCUGCUGCAUUACAAGUGGCAGCGUUCGCUGUGCGAUCCGGGCGAAGCUGUGGGUCUGCUGGCAGCUCAGUCGAUCGGCGAACCCUCCACCCAGAUGACCCUCAACACCUUCCACUUCGCUGGCAGAGGAGAGAUGAACGUCACGUUGGGAAUACCUCGACUGAGGGAGAUCCUGAUGGUGGCCAGUUCAAACAUUAAAACCCCCAUGAUGAGCGUCCCAGUCCUGAACACCAGGAAAGCUUUGAAGAGAGCCAAGAUGCUGAGGAGGAAACUGGCCAGAGUCUGCUUGGCUGAGGUGCUGCAGAAGGUGGAUGUGGUGGAGACUUUGCUGAUAGAAAAUUACCAAAAACAGCGAGUGUUCAAAGUGUCCUUUAGUUUUCUGCCACCCGACCGUUACCAUGACGAUUACCUGUUAUCACCUCAUCAGAUCCUCCACUACAUGGAAACCAGGUUUUUCCGCCUCCUCCUCGAAGCCAUCAAGAAACGCACCGCCAAGCUGGCCUCCAUCGCCGUGGAGACGAGGAAGGCCAACCCCAGAGAUGGAGACGCUGACGAGGGCGGGGCAGCCGGCGCAGCAGGGUCGGACGAUGGGGAAGGAGAAGAAGAACAAGAGAUUGUUGAUGACCAGGGGAAUGAAGGGGAUGCAGAUGCUUCGGAUGCCAAGAGAAAAGAUAAACAGGAAGAAGAGGUGGACUACGAAAGUGAAGAUGAGGAUGAAGAUGACACUGAAGACAAAGAGGAGCAGGCUGAGGGGGAGGUUGCGGAGAAUCCCGAGACAAACACAGUGGAGGAGUCUCAGCCUGAGGCUGAAGAGGUGAGGGUGGAGAAGCGGAAGAAACGACCUCAAAGAGCGUCAGGAGCCGAGUCCUCCACCCAGAUGAGGGUGAACUCUGUUCUGGAUAUAAACCCAGCCAUCCAGAGAUACAGCUUCGACCAGCAGAAUGAGCUCUGGUGUGAGGUCCAGCUGGCCCUGCCUCUGAACAGGGUGCACUUCGAUCUGACCUCCGUCCUGUCCACGCUGGCCCAGAAUGCCGUCGUCAUGGAAACCAGGGGUCUGACUCGCUGCCUGCUGAGCGAAACCACAACAAAGUCUGGAGAAAAAGAGACGGUUCUCAACACAGAGGGAAUCAACAUGCACGAAAUCUCCAAGUACAGCGACAUUUUGGACCUGAACAGACUUUACUCCAACGAGGUCCACGCCAUGGCAAACACCUACGGGAUCGAAGUGGCUCUCAAAGUCAUAGAGAAAGAAAUCAAAGAUGUCUUUGGAGUCUACGGUAUCGAGGUUGACCCCAGACAUCUGUCACUGGUGGCAGAUUACAUGUGUUUCGAAGGCGUUUAUAAGCCGUUAAACCGACACGCCAUCACCUCCAACUCCUCUCCUCUGCAGCAGAUGACCUUUGAGACCAGCUACAAGUUCCUCAAACAGGCCACCAUGCUCGGGUCACAUGAUGAGCUGUCGUCGCCUUCAGCCUGCCUGGUGGUGGGGAAGGUGGUUAGAGGAGGAACAGGGCUGUUUGAGCUGAAGCAGCCUCUGCAGUAGAAAGGUCCACGCUCACGCUGCUCGGAUGUCGAGCCGUGCCCUGCUUUUACUCUCACGACAGAGAAAUUAUAUGGAGCGUGUUUUGUUAGGUCAGAAAUAACUGAUGUGGAAAUAAAGACCAAGUGUCAACAAACAAAAGAGUUUAUUGUUGUGAGGGAUGAACAACAUAAGUUUUAGACAAUAGACCCACACUGUACCAGUCUGAGAAGCAUAAUUGUUUGAGGGUGAAAAAAAACUUUUUGGGUCUGUAUUUAAUAAAAUAAAAAUCCCUUUAUGACCACAGUGGAGCAUCAUCUGAUGCUACUUCCAGCAGGAUAAUGCACCAUGUCACAAAGCUCAGA